CCGAGAUCUUAUCGUUAUCCGCCUCCCCCCUCACUCUUUCCUCCUCUCCAGCUCCUCUACUCCCUGCCUAUAUCAAACAGCAAAAAAUGGCAGUCGACCCCAAGAUCCUCGUCAGAGUCUGCAUCUCGCACUUCCUCUCGACCUGGAACUCGCGCGUGUUUGAGUACACCGCCGUGCUCCUCCUCGCAUCGAUCUUUCCCCAGACGCUCAUGCCUCCUUCGAUCUACGCUCUGGCUCGCGCGCUGUCGGCGAUCUUGCUCGCGCCUGCGUUUGGGAGACAGGUUGAUAAAGUGAACAGGCUUGUGGUCGUCAGACGGACUAUUGUCCUCCAGCGUCUCGCGGUAUGCGUGUCCUGCGUGCUUCUAGCACUAAUGAUCCACUUCAACGUCGGCGCCCCCUCAUCAAGUCUCGCAAUCAAAGCCGGUUCGAUUGCGAUUCUCUCCCUGAUUGCCUGCGUCGAGAAGCUGAUGUCGAUCAUGAACACCGUCUCCGUCGAGCGCGACUGGGUGGUCGUCAUCGCUGGCGCAAACAGCGCCGACCUGCGCUACACAAACUCCAUCAUGCGCCGGAUCGACUUGUUUUGCAAGAUGAUUGGCCCGCUUGCGAUCUCGUUCCUCAUCGGCUUCACGUUAGUCGGGACUGCCUGGCUGCUGGUCGUGUUCAACUUCCUGUCGGUCUUUGUCGAGUACUUUUCGAUCGCGAGAGUCUAUCAGCUCGUGCCGGCUCUUGCUGUCCGCGCGAGAGCAUCAGACGAGGCUGCUGACUCUGAAGCAGAGCAGACCGGCUUGCUUUCCACCUCUGACGAGGAGGACGUGGCUCCCGCUCCUGCUGCCAACCGCUCGCCUUUCCUAACCUACACGCGCCACCAGCUUUUCCUUCCUUCAUUUGCGCUGUCGUGCUUGUACUGGAACGUUCUCUCUUUUGGCGGUCUCUUUGUGACCUACAUGCUCGCAGUCGGCUACUCCCCAGCCGUGAUUGGUAUCCUCCGCACUGUCUCCGUCACGUUCGAGUUAGCAGCCACCUGGCUCGCUCCGAUCGUCAUGUCAAAGAUCGGACCGAUCCGAACAGGGCUCUGGUUCCUCAACUGGGAAACCAUCUGCAUCUUCGGCGCCGUCGUCGCAAUCUACCACUCCGACGUCGUCUCCUCCCCUUCCUCCCCCGAGCCAGAAACCCUCGCGGCAGCCGUCACCAGCAAAUUCUUCUUCUUCUUCACCUCAAAAUCCACCUUCCUCGUCGUCUGCUCCGUCGUCCUCUCCCGCCUCGGCCUCUGGGGCUUCGACCUCAGCGCGCAGACGCUCAUCCAAGAAGGCGUCGAGCCCGAGCUCCGCACCACGUUUUCCUCCGUCGAGUCCUCGUUCCAGAACGCGUUCGAGCUCAUGUCGUUCGCGUCCACGAUCGUGUUUAGCAAAGCCGAAACGUUCUGGAUCCCGUCCGCGAUGAGUUUUGCGGCAGUCGCGCUGGGCGCGGUGUGCAUGGCGGCGUAUACGUUGAAGAUUAGGCGGCAUUUGUUUCAUGUGCCGAACGCGCAGACGUUUACGAGGAUGUUUAAGAGUAGGGAGAGUGUAAGGGAAACUGUUAUUCAGCAGGAGCUUGAUGAGGAUGUUUGAGUAUGAUGCAGUCAUCGUAGUAUGUGUAGGGUUUUACUUCAACCGUUACUCUAAAUCAUAUCGAUCUUACUCAUGACACUUUCCAAUGAGACAUAUGAAGUUAAUGACUAAGAGACGGUGACCAUUUCAAUCAUCGACUACUUGCUCUGCCUGUCCUACAUACUUGCUGGCUUAAAAAUCAGAUCUGGGAUGAUAAUAUGAGGAUUUAUUUUUUUUUCUUUAUUGGUUUUACAAUACGAAAACACUACGCGCUCUUAUACAACAAAUACAUACUGUAUACAAGUCUGC
This is a messenger RNA of Myxozyma melibiosi, 1895 nucleotides long. RefSeq names its product Ferroporti-1. The transcript has 2 exons. Gene Ontology annotation, cellular component: membrane. The record is from RefSeq and is a predicted model, not a curated record. The coding region runs from base 87 to 1607 and encodes 506 amino acids. Gene Ontology annotation, biological process: iron ion transmembrane transport. Gene Ontology annotation, molecular function: iron ion transmembrane transporter activity. NCBI's taxonomy places the organism in Eukaryota, Fungi, Ascomycota, Lipomycetes, Lipomycetales, Lipomycetaceae.